This is a messenger RNA of Diospyros lotus (date-plum), 922 nucleotides long. RefSeq names its product protein EPIDERMAL PATTERNING FACTOR 1-like. Lineage: Eukaryota; Viridiplantae; Streptophyta; Magnoliopsida; Ericales; Ebenaceae. The record is from RefSeq and is a predicted model, not a curated record. Gene Ontology annotation, biological process: guard cell differentiation; stomatal complex development. The coding region runs from base 372 to 761 and encodes 129 amino acids. The transcript is spliced from 2 exons.
AACUCACGUAGAAGAACCCCAAAAGUAAUUAAAACCCUAAAAGUAAGAACCCUUCAUCAUCAACAUUAAGUUAAGAAAAUUGAUUAAACUUCCAUGGCGAGCCAUAUGAAUGAAUGAAGCUCAUCACAGAGUGUUCAAGCUUUAGCCCCGGCCCAGCUCUGUGAAACCCUAUCUUUGUCCUCUUCGUUUCACCUUCUAUUUCAUGUGAGUUUCCACUUUUGCCUGUGACUUGAUUCAAUACCCUUCUUUAAGUUCAUUUCCAUCACCUCUCCAACCCUAUAAAUAUACCAACUCUUGCUCCCAUUAAUUUACAGCUCUAUCUGAUAGAAAUUCAAGAUAGGAAAGCAGCGCUGGUGAUCGAUAUAUCGUGUAUGUCUUCAAUUGCCAUGAAGGGUUUUUGUUGGAUCGUUGUUCUUCUCGCCGUUGUUUCUCUUCCGGCAGCAAUGUCUGCAAGGCACAUCGUUCCCCAACACUCCGGUCGUGGACACCGCCAUCCAACAGCCGCUGGUGUCACAACCACCGGGGACGACCGUCAAGCGAAAUCACAGGAAUUUCCUGCAUUGGGGAGGCAGCGACUUAGAGCGGGUGACACGCUACAAGUAGCAGGUUCGAGGCUGCCCGACUGCUCGCACGCGUGCGGGUCGUGCUCGCCAUGCCGGCUGGUGAUGGUGAGCUUCGUCUGCGCGUUGCUGGCGGAGGCGGAGACCUGCCCCAUGGCUUACAAGUGCAUGUGCAACAACAAAUCCUAUCCUGUCCCUUAAUUACGGCUCUAUAUGUUUGUGUUCAUGUCCAUGCAUGCUUCUAUCUCGUAGUGCCUUUGUAAAAUACAGUACUAGCAGUUGGGUUUCUUUGGUUUCUCAGCAAUUUUCUGUGUAACAUGCAGUCUCAAACAAGGCUUCCUCUGUGUAAUCAAAGAGUUCAU